GCGACCAGCCCGUUGAAAACAAGCUGGCUGUGACUGGUCGAUGGGCCGUGAUGGAGGGUGGUGUAUGGGUGCCAGGCAAGCCGAUCCUCCCUCUCCUCCGUACCAAGGUUGUUGGAACACCAUAAGUAUCAACGCCUCUGCCGUUUUCUCCAGCAUUUCCCCGUCUUGCCGACUCCCGCUCACGCGCCGCGACUUGACAAUUCCCCCACCGUGCCUGGUCGGCUUGGUGUCUGUGGCCGAACCUUCAUCACCCAUCCGAACAGCCGUCGCCGCCAUUUAGAGUUUUGGCUGUCGACUUACACCAGCGCCGCAGAAGUCUCUCUGACCCAUCAGACAACUGUCAUCACAUCCAUCCUUGGUCUUUAAAACCUCGCGUCGCCCGCAUCCUCGCAGCAACCUCCUCCUCCUCCUGAUCUCUCGUCCUCGUAUUGCCAGCGUCGUGCGGUUGUUCGAGCUUCCGCGCGCGCGCGCCUUCUUCAGACGGCAGGACACCAACUCGGCGUGGCAACUACGACCGUGUGACCCCGCAGCGCAACUGCCUCGGGGGUGUACUCGACCCCGCUCACAAGAUCCCGAACCCUCUUGCCAGAUCCCGAACCCCGUCCGUCGACUCUGUCGCUCGUCCAUAGUCGCCAGCAAUUCCUUCAACGACUUCUUCGCGUUUACAAGCCCGACAAAUCUGUCGUCAUUGUGUGGUCGCUGUUUUUGCUUCCUUAGACGUCCAGCGAAAACCAGCGCCGUACGCGUUCGUGAGCAGACACGGAUCAAAUCUAAACCAGCCGCUGGAACCCGCGUGAACCGCAAGCCACGAUGACCGGCAGUCUCAAACAAGCCGCUGAAUCGGCUCGGAACAAGACCACCGAAGUCAUGAAUGCCGCAAAGGGGGAUGGCGUCGCCGUCGCCAAUGAUGUUCUACACACACCAUUUAUGAGAGCCGCGCUGCCGUUCAUCAAUGGUGGCAUCAGUGGCAUGGUGGCUACCACGGUAAUCCAACCCGUUGACAUGGUCAAAGUGCGCAUUCAACUUGCGGGCGAGGGAACGUCUACGGGUCCGAAACCCACACCUCUGUCCGUCACUCGCCAAAUCAUCUCGAGCGGCAAGGUCCUGGAUUUGUACACGGGACUGUCUGCUGGCCUGCUCCGCCAGGCUGUAUAUACCACGGCCCGCUUGGGUCUCUUCGACACCAUCAUGGGCCGAUUGACGGCGAGGGCGAAAGCCCAGGACAGGAGCAUUGGCUUCCGUGAGCGCGCGACAGCGGGCCUUACCGCUGGCGGCAUCGCCGCCAUGAUCGGGAACCCAGCUGACCUCGCCCUCAUCCGUAUGCAAAGCGACGGACUGAAGCCACUAGCUGAGCGAAAGAACUACAAGUCCGUCAUAGACGCACUUGGAUCGAUCGCCAAAAGCGAAGGUGUGGGUGCGCUCUGGUCCGGCGCGGCGCCGACCGUUGUGCGUGCCAUGGCACUCAAUUUUGGCCAGCUUGCCUUCUUCAGUGAGGCCAAGGUGCAACUUAAACAGAAGACGGACUUGUCCGCUCGCUCGCAGACCCUGACUGCAAGCGCGAUAGCUGGCUUCUUUGCCAGCUUCUUCAGCUUGCCUUUCGACUUUGUCAAAACUCGCCUUCAGAAGCAGCAGAAAGGACCCGACGGAAAGCUACCUUACAAGGGCAUGGCUGACUGCUUCGCCAAAGUCGCCAAGCAAGAAGGGAUUCUGCGGUUCUAUCGUGGCUUCAGUACAUACUAUGUUCGAAUUGCUCCGCAUGCGAUGGUGACACUGAUUGUCGCUGAUUACUUGGGCUGGUUGACCAAAUAAGCGAUGGGCGCUGUGCUCACAUUGUCAUGGCGUUAUUCAGCCGGUAAUUCUGAAUGGCCGGUGUCAGGAUUGAACGCGGUAUACCAACAGUGCUGCCUGUCUGGGGAAUUUCAAUCAAAUUCGUUUCCUUUGUCUGCGUAAUUCACGUGGAGACAGUGUCAAUUGAGAUAGAAGUACCCUCGUCGAGUGCGUUUGAUAUCACAUCCGAUCGUUGCGGGAUGACUCUCUCAGAGUGAGUAGAGAGAUGAGACGGGAAAAGAGAUUUGCACACAAGAGUGGGUUGGUGGGGGCCGUGGACUGACCGUCCCCCACGCCGACGCGCCAGGCUCCGUUUGACGAAUUCGAAUAAAUGAUGGAUAUAGCAUACGACGGGUGUAAUCAAUGCGCAGCCCGAUGGUCUUUGCCUGAAUCGAUCACUAUGCAUCGAACGCCGAUUACGAAGGAAGAAGUCGGCAAGAGUCAAGCGAGGGCGAUCAACGGCAUGUCCCAAUUGCGACCUGCCUGCCUUAUUGAGCAAUGAGCAGU
Messenger RNA from Purpureocillium takamizusanense, 2334 nucleotides. RefSeq names its product Putative mitochondrial 2-oxoglutarate/malate carrier protein (gene MIC33). The transcript has 3 exons. The coding region runs from base 811 to 1809 and encodes 332 amino acids. The record is from RefSeq and is a predicted model, not a curated record. Gene Ontology annotation, biological process: transmembrane transport. Lineage: Eukaryota; Fungi; Ascomycota; Sordariomycetes; Hypocreales; Ophiocordycipitaceae. Gene Ontology annotation, molecular function: oxoglutarate:malate antiporter activity.